Ilyonectria robusta is the source of this 1683-nucleotide messenger RNA. Its product is annotated as glycoside hydrolase superfamily. Lineage: Eukaryota; Fungi; Ascomycota; Sordariomycetes; Hypocreales; Nectriaceae. The coding region runs from base 1 to 1683 and encodes 560 amino acids. The record is from RefSeq and is a predicted model, not a curated record. Gene Ontology annotation, molecular function: beta-galactosidase activity. Gene Ontology annotation, biological process: carbohydrate metabolic process. The transcript has a single exon. Gene Ontology annotation, cellular component: beta-galactosidase complex.
AUGGCUCCCAACACCCCGUCUCACCCCCACCUCCGGCGCGAUGCAGAAAAUGGCACAAAGCUCAUCGUCAACGGCGAGCCCUUCCUCAUGCUCGCCGGCGAGCUGCACAACUCAAACCUCAGCUCAGCCAGCUACAUGGCCGAGGUAUGGCCACGCAUGGUCCAGCACGGCGUCAACACCCUGCUCGGCGGCGUCUCUUGGGCGCACGUCGAGCCUUUCGAAGGAGAAUUCGACUUUUCGGAACUAGAUAAGGUUAUUCUCGGCGCGCGAGAGCACGGAAUGCAUCUUGUGCUACUGUGGUUUGGAACUUGGAAGAAUGCAGUCAGCACGUAUGUCCCUCCCUGGGUGAAGACGAACUCGAAGCGUUUCCCACGUGUAAGAGCCGUCGAUGCAGACGGCAACCGGAAGAUCCUCGACAUCAUCUCGCCACUAUCCACAGAGUGCGCCGAUGCCGAUGCAAAGGCUUUCGGCAUGCUGCUGGCUCAUCUCAAGGAGUUCGACGGCGACUAUUCUACCGUGCUUAUGGUUCAGGUGGAAAAUGAGACGGGCAUCCUCGGCGAUUCUAGAGACAGGUCUCCUCUGGCUGAGGCGGCGUGGGAGGAGCCCGUACCGGAAGCUCUGCUUGCCCAUCUGGCUGAGAACCCCCACCCGCAGUUCGCAAAGCGCUUCCCUACUAUUCACAAGAGCGGAAAGCACCACUCUUGGGAGGAAGUCUUCGGGGUUGGAGCCCCCGCCGAUGAGAUGUUCAUGGCGUUCCACAUCUCCCGCUACGUCAACAAAGUGGCGGCGGCCGGCAAGGCGGCUUACCCGCUUCCGCUAUACGCCAAUGCCUGGCUCAUCGUCGACGGACCGGAAUGUCUGGAUCCUUCGACUCCCGCCUCAGUAGCAACUUCAGACGAGGUGGCCGGAGGCGCAGUACCGGGACAAUACCCCUCGGGCGGCCCCUGCACACACGUCCUCGAUAUCUGGCGCUUCGACACCCCCUCUUUGGACUUCAUUUCUCCCGACAUUUACUUCCAGGACUAUGAGAUGACGUGCAAGGACUACCUCUACAAAGACGACCCUCUCUUCAUCCCAGAGCAGCGACGCGAUCCCGAGGGCGCCCGCAGGAUGUGGCUGUCGUACGGAACGUACGGCGCGAUAGGAGUCAGCCCGUUUGCCAUUGAGAUUGACCCGACAGCCGUGGGGCGCGAGUUUGUGGUCCUGAACCGAGUCAAGGAUAUCGUCGCGAAGGCGUCCGCCACAGAUCGCUUCGGCUUCUUCUUCGAUGAGCUGGAGGAUCCCCCUAGGAAGGAGAAGACGUGGUCCAAGGUCUUUGGAGACAUGCAGGUUACCAUCGAGCGAGCCUCUGUCUUUGGCAAGCCGGGCUCGGGCGGAGGCCUCGUCGUCAAGCUUGAAGAAAACAAGUUCCUGCUCGUCGGGUUUGGGUUCGACGCGAGGUUUAAGAGCUUGAAGAAGGGGGCCGGGUUCACCGGCAUCCUGACGGCGAAGGAACUGGAAACCGGUGAGGAUGGCAAGCUCCGCGUCGGGCGUAUUUGGAAUGGCGACCAGAUUAAGGGCGGAGAGGCGAUGGUGAUGCACAAUGAGGAUCCCGACUAUGGUGAUUUUCCCAUCCCGGCCUCCCUCCCUGCUCGCACUGGUAUUGCAGAGGUUGAGGUGUAUGUUUUGGAAGAGGAUGCUUGA